CGCAUUUCCGUUUUUGGACGGAAGGGGUGCAUGAAAAAUUAACUUAAAACACUGUUGUACUUGUGAAAUUAACGUCAUUUCAUUCAUCUCUAAUCAACCAACUUUUUUUGGGCGGAUUUAUUGUACACAAUGAUAAAUAUAUUUGGAUCAGUUGUGAUUUUCCUAUCUUUUAAUUUUGUAAAAUUAGAAGUAUCUCCAAAUUUUAGAAAAUGUAUAAAUGAUUUUUUCUACCAGAAAACUGCACCAAAGUUGAAACGACUGGUCGGUUCAACUCAAAUCUGUCAACGACUUGAAAACCUAUAUUAUUACGCCACUGAUUAUGACACAACAAACAGAAUUCCAUACUAUAGCGCAUACACAUUGUCGUUUGAUAGGUGCGGAAAUCGGUAUAAUGGUUGGUUUGUUGAGCCUCAACUAGCCACCAAAAAUGAUCCAAGUAUGGUAAAGAUCAACAGAGCAAACAACAAUGUAGCUGCGUUCGGGAGUAAACAAGCAGUAAAUGUUGACUAUACAGGUAGCGGUUAUGACAGGGGACAUUUAAAUCCACAGCUAUAUCAUUGCUAUUCUGAAGACAGUAGAAAAGCGACAAAUACUUUAACCAAUAUCGCACCUCAAGUCCCAUCAUUUAAUCAAGGAAUAUGGAAUAGAUUUGAAACCACUCUCUAUGACAUCUCAAAAAAGUAUUGUAAUUUUGUAGGAGCAAGACGUUAUUUCAUUACAGGCGUUCUACCGAGCAAAAAUAGGUUCAUGGGUAAUGGAAGAGUCAAUAUACCUGAUCACUACUGGACAGCCGUAUGCUGCGAUUCCUCGGGUGCGAAUGAUGCCCUCCGUAAUGAGGGAUGGUCGGCAGGAUUUUUAGGCGAAAACGUUCAUAACUCCUCAAUUUUUAUCUACUCAAUACAAAAUUUUUUACCAACCACCUCACCUACACUUUUUGCAGAUUAUACAGAUCAAAAUGGAAACACGGUGAAAAAUUGUCUGUUCAACCCGACUAAAGCGGACAACAUUAUUAACGAGAUUGCCAGUACUGAUGUUCGCUACAUUAAAGAGAAGACUUCUUUGUUCAGGCGUGUGUGCAAAGCUGUUUACAAUGGAGCGUGUUACUUUGUAAGAGUGUUUGGAUAAAUAUGUCCAUGUAUGUCACUAUAUUUACAUGUAAUUCUAGAUAACGCUAUAUACUUUUGCGAUAUAUAUAUAAGUGCAAUAUAUAUUUCUCUAAAUAUCCAAGAUCCUAGUUUCAUAUACCCCUUGUGGUUGCAUCAUAUAUGUAAGUGAGCUAUGGUUUUGUUUUGUUUUGUUGUUUGUUUGUUUUUGUUUUUUUGCGUGGCUUAAGAAAUAAUUCUUUCGGGUCAUGCUCUUUGGUCAUUUUAACAUGGGUAGGCAUUAUAUUUGUCAAUAUCUAUAAUGCUUACCCAUGUUAAAAUGAACAUAGAGCAUGUCAUGACAGAAUUAUUUCGAUUCUUAUUGGUAAUUUUAGAAAUUUUGCACUUGAAAAGUGAACCUAUAAUACAUGUUUGAAAGGCAGCCAUUUUGAUUUGAUGAAAGCAAAACGUUAAAGGAAAUCAACCGUUUCACGAGAAAAAAUGAAAAGAUAUAUGUAAACUGACUUUUAGAAUGAUUUUAUUUAAUUUCCUAGCGAGCAACACCAACACUAAUGUCUAUUUUGAUCUCCGGCGUCAUUAUAAAAAACCAGCUGAUGUUGCAAUUUCAAUUGUGACGUCAAUCACGUUCAGUCCAUGUUUUAUUUGAAACAAUUCCAAAGCGAAAGAAGGACGUCAUAUUAGAAUCGGUAUUUAUACAUCCCGUCAUUGUGUUAUUGUGCAAAGGUCAUUUUUGUAUUCUUGUCUUUCAUUUUUGCUUAUGUGCUCUGUCUAUAGAGUGCCUAUAUGCCAUUUUGUUUUUCCUUGUUGACAUAGUUGUUUGUUUUUAUAGUGAUUAAGAAUGUUUACUGCUGAACCCCAAUUUUGACAUUUUUACCUUUUAUGUCUGUUUGGUUUGCUCACACAUUGUUGUGUUUGAGCCUUACUCUUUUUUUUUCAAUUUUUUUUGCUAUAUAUUUCAUUCUAAGUAUCUUCCGAAAUGAAUUAACAUAACAAAGUUUAUUGAAAUUGUGAUCUUUUCAUAUUUUAGUAUAUGCGGGUGAAACAGUGUCAUUAAACAGUGAUAAGAAGUUUCUUAUAUUAAUACCGCUUCAAGUCAAUACGUUUAUAUAUAUAUUCAUGGCUCAAUAUUCAAUUUACCCUUUUAUAAUUUGUAAUUCUAAAAGGUUAUCAACUGUCGCUGUAAACUUCUAUAACGUUUGGAAUUUAGGAUUGAAUUUAUCUUUUGCUAUAUUAAAUGUAUAAGAAACAUGAUAGUCUUGGUUUUGUCAUAUGUUCGCAGAGGUGAAAGAAGCAAUAUAACAAUUUUAUGGUUUAGAUUCAGGAAAUUUCUGGGAAGAUAGUCUAUCACUUUUUCCUAAUUGUUUUUUAACAUUGCGAUAGUUUUAAUAGAAUUUAAGUCUUUGUUUGAAUGCGUUGGUACCAAGUAGCUGCAGAACCGUAGCUCCUACUUCCUUAUGAUAUUUUUUGACAAUAUGGUCAGCAAAUUGUCAAAAAAUAUCAUAAGGAACUAAGAGCUACGGUUCAGAAGCUAAAGCCCAAGGUACAAAAUUAAUUGGUGUAAAUGAUAAAAGUCAAAGCAAUGAAUUAUCACAUAACAAAUGUAAACACCUCGUGAUACGCUUGCUUACAAACAUAUGGGGAAUGUGGUAAAGAGACAACAACCCGACCAAAGAGCAGAAAACAACCCAAGGCCACCAAUAGGGCUUCAAUGCAGCGAAAAAAUCCCGCACUUGGAGGUGGGCUUCGGCUGGCACUAAACAAUAAUAUAUACUUGUCCAGCGAAAUGCUCGUCACACUAAACUCCAUACAUAUAAAUGAACCAAAAUUAAAAAAAAAACAUUAUAAGUCUAUAUAUGUUUUAGAAUGUCGCUGUGUAGUUACAUUGUAUGCUUUGCAUAUUUUAUACUUGCCAUCUCCUGUGUUUGUUUUUCCCAGUCCAUGUAAUUUAAUUGCUAUGUUAUAUUUCUAUCUCUUAAGUCUUGCUGCUGAAUAGAUCAUGUUUUGAGGUGAUUGUAUAUAUAUUGUUAGUAUGAUCUAUUGUUUUAAUUGGAUUUUUUUUAUUUCCUUCUUUUAUAUGGUAAUAGAGCUUGCGCUUUAUUGUUGCACACUUUGAAAAUAAAAAUAAAGUGUU
Messenger RNA from Mytilus californianus (California mussel), 3234 nucleotides. RefSeq names its product endonuclease domain-containing 1 protein-like. The transcript is spliced from 2 exons. The record is from RefSeq and is a predicted model, not a curated record. Bases 130 to 1125 code for a protein of 331 amino acids. Gene Ontology annotation, molecular function: hydrolase activity; nucleic acid binding; metal ion binding. Lineage: Eukaryota; Metazoa; Mollusca; Bivalvia; Mytilida; Mytilidae.